This is a messenger RNA of Penicillium subrubescens, 696 nucleotides long. Its product is annotated as GRAM domain-containing protein. Gene Ontology annotation, cellular component: nucleus. Gene Ontology annotation, biological process: positive regulation of DNA-templated transcription. Gene Ontology annotation, molecular function: chromatin DNA binding; transcription coactivator activity. The record is from RefSeq and is a predicted model, not a curated record. The transcript is spliced from 3 exons. Lineage: Eukaryota; Fungi; Ascomycota; Eurotiomycetes; Eurotiales; Aspergillaceae. The coding region runs from base 1 to 696 and encodes 231 amino acids.
AUGUCUAUCAACUGGGUGAUGCUCGACGACCAGGAGGGCUUCGUUCGCCUUCCUAACGAACGCCUGAUUUAUUCCUCACCUCCCCGCACCAGCCUGGUGCUGACACCACCCUCCGGCUACAAGGGCCAAGAGACCUUGUCAGUACAGAGCAGCGCAGGCUGUAUUCAUCUCACCAACCAAAGGGUUGUCUACCUCCCCGCCCAGAAAUCUGACACCUUCCAAUCCUUCUCCUCCCCCCUACUCAACGUCCGCGACUCUCAUGUUUCCGCCCCAUUCUUUGGUCCUAAUGUCUGGACUGCUCUCAUCCAACCCGUCGCCGGAGGCGGUAUCUCCUCAUCCCUCCCCGCCGUCCAGAUCAAGGUGACCUUCAAGGAAGGCGGAGCCUUUGACUUCCACACCAACUUUGAGCGGAUAAGAGAGCGCUUGGAACAGGCCGUGGAGAAUGUGAGCGAUGGGGCUCGGGGCGUGCGAGGUGUGGACCUCUCUGCGGUGCACCUUGAGGAGUUGCCGGCAUACGAUGGUCCGGGGAAUACAGGACCCCCUCCAGUUGCCAGCGGUGCUCCGGUAGCACCACAGCACGCCCGGCAAGUGUCAGAGGGCGGCCCUGAACCGGCAGAACCACCUCCUUGUUAUGAGGAGGUGCAGUCGCAAAGUGUGGCCCAGGAGUUGGAGGAGCGGUUACGUCGGGCCAGUUAA